AUGCUUCCUCUCUUCAACAAAGUGCUUCCUCUCUUCAUCAAGGUGCUUCCUCUCUUCAUCAAGAUGCUUCCUCUCUUCUUCAAAGUACUUCCUCUCUUCAACAAAGUACUUCCUCUCUUCAUCAAGGUGCUUCCUCUCUUCAUCAAGAUGCUUCCUCUCUUCAACAAAGUGCUUCCUCUCUUCAUCAAGAUGCUUCCUCUCUUCAACAAAGUACUUCCUCUCUUCAUCAAGAUGCUUCCUCUCUUCAACAAAGUACUUCCUCUCUUCAUUAAGAUGCUUCCUCUCUUCAACAAAGUGCUUCCUCUCUUCAUCAAGAUGCUUCCUCUCUUCAACAAAGUGCUUCCUCUCUUCAUCAAGAUGCUUCCUCUCUUCUUCAAAGUACUUCCUCUCUUCAACAAAGUACUUCCUCUCUUCAUCAAGGUGCUUCCUCUCUUCAUCAAGAUGCUUCCUCACUCCAUCAAGAUGCUUCCUCACUCCAUCAUGCAUCCAUCAUGCAGCUUCCUCUCUUCUUCAAAGUACUUCCUCUCUUCAUCAAAGUACUUCCUCUCUUGCUCAAGAUGCAGCUUCCUCUCUUCAACAAAGUGCUUCCUCUCUUCAUCAAGAUGCUUCCUCUCUUGA
Messenger RNA from Trichomonas vaginalis G3, 618 nucleotides. RefSeq names its product SLEI family protein family. The transcript has a single exon. The record is from RefSeq and is a predicted model, not a curated record. The coding region runs from base 1 to 618 and encodes 205 amino acids. NCBI's taxonomy places the organism in Eukaryota, Parabasalia, Trichomonadida, Trichomonadidae.